GUACAUUCUUAGAGUUUUCGACUUCGUAAUUCUUUCCAGAAGCAUGGUCAGGUGGCAAAUGCCGUCGUCUGGCCACUUGAAGACGUUUUUCCUAAAACAAUGUUCGACUGCAGCGUAUUAGUUCGGCAGAAGCGCAGUCAGCAUUACCAGUAUCAGCGGUUGGCGGACCGGGAAAUGAAAAAGUGAUUGGUGCCAAGAUUUGUAUUUGAAUAUAAGCGAGGUUCAUCUGCGUUUCUGCUUGUGAUUCAAUUCAGUUUAUCCUAGAGCUUGUAAUUCGGUCCGUGGUAUUUUAGUUGGUGCUCUAAAGAUUAUUGAUUGUUACCUGUUUCACUGCACACCAGCCAUCAAAAUGCUUACAAGUUUAUCGAUUUUUGGUAUUUUUGGGUUGAUGAUUCUGGUGACCUUUACUGGGGUGCACUGCGGUGCUGCGAUAUCGAGGCAGGAGUCUUCUGAAUAUGUGCUGCUUAUUACUUCGGACGACGGCAAUCGGAUCAAUUUCCGCUUCGAUCGCACGCAAGGAUUUCAGUACGCCCAUGUGUACAAGUACAUAUGGAGCACAAUCAGCAAAUCGACCUUCCACGGUUUCAUAUUCAAAUGCUCAAAAGAGAAACUUCCAGAGCUAGUUGACACGAUAAAGGAAAAGAUUUCCUUCAAGGCUUUGGGUGAAAAGGAUGUUCCGCACCACGCCUAUUUUAUCCACGGAAAAUUGUCGAGUGUUCCAGACAAGCUGGCUCCAAAAUUGAGUGAAAUGAUCCAUCGUGCAGACAGACAGUGGGAAAACCGUGACCACAUCGAUUAUACGAGUUUCUAUUAUGGUAUGCCGGAACGCACGGUUAUCACUCUGGAGCAGGCCCCAAGAUUGGAGUUCGCUAAGUAUCUGGAGCCGGAAAACUUUCCAAAGGUAUCCCUGUCGAAGCGAAUAAAGAAUAUUUUCGGGUAGCGGGAAGUAUGACGGCGACAUACGUUAUUUCUCCGAAACUGUACCUGUCCAAACUGUUCCCUACACGAACUAACCAGCAACUUGGCCCAACCAGUCUUCUGCUCAUAUUAUUACUAGCUCAUGAAGCCAUAUUAUUAAUCUUUAUUGCCAGUUAACGAAAUAGUGUCUACAUCUCAACGCCUUACAAUCCUGUUGAGCCGGUUUUCUU
Paramacrobiotus metropolitanus is the source of this 1148-nucleotide messenger RNA. RefSeq lists its product as uncharacterized. The coding region runs from base 350 to 940 and encodes 196 amino acids. The record is from RefSeq and is a predicted model, not a curated record. Lineage: Eukaryota; Metazoa; Tardigrada; Eutardigrada; Parachela; Macrobiotidae. The transcript has 4 exons.